AACGAAGCGGGCGUAUAUAUUGACGAGCUGCAAUAUCUUGGUACACUCGGUAUACUCUCGGCUUGGAUUGCCUGUCGCUUCAUUCUCUAUAGUAUUGACGAUGUGUGUUUUUAGGUAUGGCCGUGAAAAGUACGGAAUUCGCUGUACAUGGUCGGAAAGAGAGUGGAUUUAAAUCCAUGUACAAGGCACAAUGAUUUGUCAUAAUGCAUUGGAAGCACAAGUGGACCCUGAACGGACCGGGAUUAUGUUUUUAAUUGUGUUUUAGUGCCUGAUAACGGGUUGAAUUGUGGUUCAAUCCCGGCUAGUCGACCAGCUGUCAUAUUGUACCAGUUCUCGUAUUCACGUUCAUAGUUUUGUACACACAGUGCAUAUGGAGAAACGGGAUGACCGCCCGUGCAUAAACGCUUACGCUUUCUACGUACGAUAGUAACGUAGCGCCAGCAAAUCUUCUUUCGCGUUAUAUAUAUAUUUUUUUGCCUUGGAGGUAAAAGUAUCCAAACAUAUCUUUUUGGGAAGUCUACACUCAAAGAAUUAAUACAUGGAAUAUAUUAUGCAUAUAUAGUUGUGAAUAUAUAAGAACAACACAUUCUUAUUAUAUUCAUAUUACAUGAAGACAUGUUUUUGUAAGGAGACACGUACAACUCUUUUUGCGCUUCCACGGAAUGACAGCGGUAUAUUAGUGAGGAUUUAUAUCAAGUGUGAAGAGGUUUCAGAGGAGAAAUAUGUCGAACCUCACGUAGUCUGUGAUAACGCAACAUAGUUGGAAACAUAUAUUUUAUCCCCGCCACAGUGGCACUCUUGCAGUUUAAGUUUGUAUGCAAGAGUGGAAAGCGUCUGUUGACGUAGUGACAAUCCGGGGGUUGAAUAGCUACGGUCGUGUGGACUCGGGGAGCACAAAAAGGGAACAGGUGUAAAUUAUGCAGAAAAUGGCACACUGGCGGCGGGUAAACGGUGCUGGUGGUGACGAGGAAUGCGCACAUCCCAAUCUCAUCGUGUAUCGAAAGAUUGAGAAAUUGAUUCAGCGAAUGCAAGAUGAGAAGAAUGGUGUACCUGUCCGGACUGUUAAAAGUUUCAUGUCUAAAGUUCCUAGUGUUUUUACAGGAGCUGAUCUGGUUCAAUGGUUGAUGAAGACGUUAGAUAUUGAUCAAGGUAAUACCACAGCGAACUCAAUACAUUUAGGGUCAUUGCUAGCAGCUCAUGGCUAUUUCUUCCCCAUUACGGAUCAUGUGCUUACACUGAAGGAUGACAACACAUUCUAUAGGUUUCAAACACCUUACUUCUGGCCCUCAAAUUGUUGGGAACCGGAAAACACAGAUUAUGCGGUAUACUUGUGCAAACGAACUAUGCAAAACAAAUCAAGGCUAGAACUGGCAGAUUAUGAAGCAGAAAAUCUGGCCAAACUGCAGCGAAUGUUUUCCAGAAAAUGGGAAUUCAUUUUCAUGCAAGCAGAAGCACAAGCAAAGGUGGAUAAAAAGAGGGAUAAGAUGGAAAGGAAAGUGUUGGAUAGUCAAGAAAGAGCAUUCUGGGAUGUCCAUAGGCCUGUACCGGGGUGUGUUAACACUACUGAAAUGGACAUCAAGAAACUCAGCAGAAUCAACAGAACGUUCAAGAAGAAAAAGAUCAACUCUCCAAGUGAAGAUGGUGAUAGCAGAUGUCCGUCAGAUUCAGACAUACAAUCAGCUUCAGAAGAAAGCAAAAGACAGGAGUCUUCUCAUCAUCAUCAUCUGCACUUUGCAUGUUGUUCACCAAUUCUCUUCCUCACUCGUAAGGUGGAGAUGUUGAAAGCAAGAUUAGAAAAGAGGCAGUACAAGACAUCUAAGGUCGCAGAACUAUUAAUAGCAUACUGUCAGCAGUAUCGAGAUUACGACUCGUUUCUCUCAGCGGCAGAGCUGGGUCCAAAUCCUUGGAUAUCAGACGACACAGCAUUGUGGGAAGCUGCCUCAACUAUGAGUCUGAAGGAAGUACCAGUGUACAGGGUAAAAAAAUGGGGUUUCUCCUUCGAUGAUCUCUUGAAGGAUUCCCUAGGAAGAGAUCAGCUUUCAAAGUUCCUGGCUAAGGAGUUCAGUGAAGAAAAUCUGAGGUUUUGGAUUGCAUGUCAAGACCUCAAAAAGAUGACUUUCAGUCAAGUACCAGCAAAAGUGCAGCAAAUAUACAGUGAAUUCUUGUCGGACAGUUCACACAGUCCUAUCAACGUGGAUUCUAAAAUCCUGGACACGACUCGCAAAAAUAUGAAGAACCCAAACCGCUACACCUUUGAUGCCGCCCAGGAACAUAUAUACACGCUAAUGCGCAGCGAUAGUUACCCCCGUUUUCUCAGGUCGGAACAGUACAAGGAGCUGCUUAACCCAAAGAAAAAGACCAAGUCUCUGAUCCCUAAAUUGCCCAGUCUGGCAACCAAGGCCGAAGUCUUGGAUAAAUGAUGCCGCUUGCAGACGCUUCACCUCAACACUAAUCAUGCACCCUAACAAGUUAAUGCAGCAUCUUACCAAUCUACACAUAGUCUAACCAAACCUGUUUGAACAUCUCAUGAAUCUACACAUAGUCUAAAUACCAGACCUGAGCUGAAUAUGGCUAUUUUUCCCCCAUGGAUCAUGGCUCUCAUAGAGCAUUGUGACCAAUGCAUGUGUGUUGGAUGAUGAUUGGUGACUAUCUAAAUUCCAUCAGAGUAGUACCAGGAUUACCCUACCAUCCAACAAUCACAUACAUCCUUUAGAACGGCAAUCAUGCAACUAACAUCAGACACCUUGCUACACGCAUGGACUACCCGACCUACCCCAGGAACUACCUACCUGAGUGGCUUUUUACUAGCACUGCUUCAUGAGAAACAAAACUACUUCUAAACACUGACAUGUAAAGGCGUGCAAUGACAUGCUAGGCAUUAAUAAAGACAAAUUAACAGCUCGCAAGAGACUACAGAGACAUGAUUAUGAUGUCUCUCUGUUUCAUUAAUGUGUGUGUUCUUCAACGGACCAUCUUCUACAAAAGAGAAGAGACAAAGAUACUCUUGCACAGAUUUUUGCAUAUUCUCUGGUCCUUCAAUUUUUUUUAAAGAACUUUUAUAUGAGAUUGAAGUAGAGUAUGAAUUGUUUCUUUCCCUUUUUGCCAAUCAGAAGCAGAGAUUAUUCUCUUAUAAACCCUUGCCUAUAUAACCUAUCUUCUCUCACUCCUCUUCUCUCUGGAUAUGCUGAUUUGACUUAGAUGGGUGUUAACUCACGAUGGCAACGAGCAGCACUGCUUGUUCGAUCUCAUCUUCAUAAUAGGACACCAAUGGCUUCAAAUGAGGAACCAAUGAGUCCUGCACGCAAAGUUCAAACAUUAUGAUCAUGUGAUGUAGGAACAGAAUAAAGCUGGAAGUCAUACCCUAACGUGUUGUUACCUUGGACCACCAAAGGUUUGACCGGCAGCCAUCGUGAGUGCUACUACAAUUUUUAUUGUGAGACGUGAUAGCUGUAGUAUGCGUCGAAAGAGAAGUCUUUGUGUGUGAAGAAAUGAAAGACUAGCUAAUGAAGGCAGGAAUGUGAUAGAACCGUAUCUGAUUCUGCAUAAGCUACAUGUAUGUAGGAAUAACAAAGAUCACUUCUGAACUCCCAGCAUAGCGGAUAUCUACAAGCUUCAUAAUAUGCAAGUUCAAGUGUUUAGCAGAUAUAUUAAUGUUACGCUUACAGUGUAGGUCAGGGAUCAACUAUUCACCUAAAUCAUGUUCUAAUAACUACUCUGAUAUUCAGUUAUCUAAAUGAAAUUCACCCUUGGAUAAUUUUAUCAUAUACAGUGCGGUGAGUCCUUGGUCUACCAGCGUAGAAAAAAAAUACACAUGUACAUGUUCAUGAUUUACAAAGUAGUCUAUUUUGCACAAGUUAUUAGAAUCCAUAGUUACAGCAUCACAGUCCAUUGUCUUAAAGGAAUUAUCAUGGAGCUAAUAUGUCUGUAAUUACACUUAAUGACCAAAAAAAAAUGUUAAUAUCAUUUAAAUUUUGAAAUUUGUAGGUGGAUUACAAGCAUGUAGAAUGCAUCUUUAUUUGAAAUAAGCUAUUGUUAUGGCAUUCUUCAUACAGAAUAUUGUCAGGGGACAUGUUUGAAAUCUAAUAUGGAUGUGUGUUUGUCAAUCAGCAUGUUGCUACAGGAUACAUGAAAAGUAACCAUUUUAAUCUCGAAAGGAUUUAAAAGGUAUCCCAGGAGAAUACAAAAAAUCUGAUCUCUCAAAAACAAAUGAAUUAUCUUGAAGCAUAUUUGAGCAUACAUGAUCAGGGAAAUUGGCUAUUAAGUUGAAAAAGUUGUCACAGUUGUGAUACAAACCAAUUAACCUUUCUAAGAACUGAAUCUAUUAUGCAUAGACUGUAUGCAGGAACAAUUCAAUUCCUUUAGCCAAUAGAUUCAGUUUGAACAGAUGGCAAGAAUGCUUAUAAAAAUGCAUCUGUAAUGAUUGUUGUCUUUGUUUUCCAUUUCAAAUAUAAUAUGUCCAAAAUCUGACUAUACAGUGCAUCCCAGAAAAGAACAGAACCAAAAAUAAUUGAUGAAUGAUAAAAACGUAAUCACAAAUACAUUAGACAAAUUACCUAUCAUUGUAAAGCUUAGAAUCUCCUCUUUCACCUGGUAUAACUCAAAAGAAAAAUCACAUGUCUAAAUAGUUCAAUAUCUGCUCUUUAAUUUGAUACCUCAAUCACCUAAAAAAUGAUGGUCAUCUCAAAUAACAAAGUUCAAAUAAUACUUGAAUUUCAAUAAUUUAAAAAUGAAGAUGUUUUACUUGCUUGCUGCCAGACAUACUCAACACCAUGUUUGUUGACGGUCAGCCAUGCAUAAAUUCUUUUGUUAACCAUGCGACAGCUACUUGAGGGAAUCUGUGAAAACACAUUUGUUUCAUGAAAUUUAUAGAGUUACCAGUCCAAGCUUUAUUUUAUAGAGAUAGAACUUUGUUUUUUCAUGACCAUUUUGGGGAUAUCAAAAUAACAAGCAGAUAUCAAAUAAAUAAAUUCUCUGCUUUAUUUCUGGUUGCACUAUAAUGUUCUUAUUCUUGACUAAAAACCUGAAAAGGUCAGAAAUCAUUGGGAUUUAAAAUCCUGUAGCAACAUGCCUAGUGACAAUCAAGUAAAAAGACAAUUAUUUGGGGCAUAACCCAAUGAAAUGAGGUACAUGUAGUGAAGUUUAAGAUUGUUUGUUCAUGUAGUCCUUCAUUGUUUUCCUUUAAUUUCAUUCCAAUUAUCUUCUUGGAAUAAAACUGCUAUGAUAAAAAAAAGAUUUUAUUAUGAUUUUUGUAGUAUAAUGAGAAUAGUAUAUUCCAUUUUAUAUAUUAUAGAAAAUGAUGUUUAUUGCAAUAUUGGGUAUAAGUACGAUUUCUAAGAACUGCUGGUUAGUUCAAGUAAACAAUGCUUUUAUUAUUGGUGUUAUUACUAAUGGACUUAUGAAUUGCAAAGCAGGUGUUUUAUCUUCAUGUGAUAGUGGAUUACUUAUAGCCCAUUGAUUUCAUUUGAAAAUCAUAAGAUUAACCAACUGUUGAGUUAAAGUAGUGUAUUAACUUUAAAACAAAACUAUUCCUUGUUUUUUAAUGUGAACUAAUACAAGAUUAUGAGUUCCCUAGUAACAUCACAUUUGAAAAAAAAGGUUCUGAAAGGUUAUUAAUAACUUAUCCUAUCAUAGGUUUCUUGCCAUUACAUUAAAACAGUAAAGAAAUGUGCAAUUGAUUAGUCUAUUUCCAAACUUCAAGGUUUGUACUUAUGAGUGUUUAAUAUGAAGGCUGCAGAUAUUAUAUCCUCUUGGAAAUAUUACCUCAUUUUAUUUGGUGUCUUAGGAGCUAUAUGUACAAUUCAUCAUUCUCUAGUAUUGGCUCUACAAAAUUGAACUUCUAUUCUCCUACAACUAUUACUAUAAUGGGAAGUUGCAUACAGUUCUUUUAAGAUUAAAAGAAAUGAACUUGAAAAACAUGAAUAUUGUGAGCAUUUAAUUGAAAUAAAUCAAAUUUAUGGGAAAAUCAGUAGAAUGUUGAUGAGUCAAAACCUCCCAAGGCCCUUAAACCAAUAAAAAGGUUUGAAUAGGUUACACACAGUGAUGUGAAUAUUUUCUCAUUGUCAGAGAAAAAUUCAAUUUAGCUGUUUUAUGGAUCAAUCUUUGGUUUUGCUAUUAACCUUUUCAACAUUUGCUCAUAUUUCCACUAUUUUAAAAUGCUUCCAAUUAAUAAUAACUACUUGACAGUCAGAUUGGUCUUUAAUAUAUAUUAUAAAUGUUUUAACCAUUUAAAGUAUUGAACAUUUAUUUCAAAAUUCAGCAGGAAAUUAAGACAGCCAUUGAAAAAGAUUCAUGGCUCAGAUUUUCUAGACAUAAACAUCCACGGAAACACAGAUAUCACAGUAUGAGACUUAUUAUUAUUAUUCUAAAUCUAAUCAUCACAUUUUUAGGUAUCAGAAUAAGAAUUUGUAAAUCUAAAUUGGGUGACUAUUAAGUCUAAAGCAUUUAAAGAGAUGCCAGAACAAUGAAUGAAGAUACAUACAGAGAAAUUUAAUUUGUAGAUAUGAAAACAGUAAAUGGUAGUUCCAUGGAUCAAUAGUUAAAACAUUCACUAUAGAGCAUUAAAGUGACAUCCUUUUUUGGGAGGGGGAGACAUUUUAGAAUUUUCACGAUCCCAUUUCCAUAAAGCAUGCUAAAAAUAAUGGCUCUUCGUAUAGGUUAGAUUUUAUGUAUGAAGAGGAUUGAAUGAGUUUGUAAUGAAAGCUUUUCUUUCCUCAUCGUUCUUUCCCCAUGUUAGCAAAUUCCUAAGCAUUAAUUCAUUUUUGUUCGUGUAUCAAAGCAGUCUAUAGUCAACUCUUUGAUAAUAGCAACAUAUUUAAGAUCACUAAAUAAAAUAUUGAAAGAGCUACUCUCCUACACAGCUUUAGUAAUCUCUUAAAAUAUUGUUAGUCACUCUGUUCAAGAAAAACAUACAAAGUGGAAGUGAACUGCACCAUCAGGUUGGAAAAUACUGCACAUUGAUUGUAAUGUAAUAAUAAGCUUCUCUUAAUCAUAUCAAAGUUUUGUAUUUGAAAGCUUAGCUUUUACUCUUGUUACAAAUAAAGGAGCUCUGUAAUUAAUUGAUCGAGACCAGCCUAUAUAGAUUGGCUUAGCAAAACAAAAAUCACCAAGUUUCUUCAUUUCCAUGGUGAAAUGAAUGUGUUUAGUAAAUAAUGUAAUUGGAAUACUAAACAUGAUGAGCCUAAAAAUUUUCUACUUUACAUUUCUCCCUAAAACUAUGGCAGAUAUCAUUCAUGAGCAGUAACCGCUAUGCUUUUGGAAUAAUUGUAUUCAUCAUCUUAAGUUUUGUUAGUAAUCAAAAUUUUGUUUAAAAUGCAAAAUAUCUGUCAUUUGUUUUAUUGAUUUGGACUAUUAAAGUCAGUGGUGCCUAAAUAUAAAUAUGAAACAGAAAAUGUAUCAUAAUCUUGCAUAUUUAUUUAAAAGUUUGCUACAUGAUUGAACAUAUAUGCCAUGGUUGAUAUUUAAUACACAUACAUAACGAAGCAUUAGGACCUAACAGGGUGUAAGUAUGUUACUUCUCUUAUAAUUUAAUAAUUGAGCAUUUAAAAUGUCUUUGUUUAUUUGAGAAAAAAAUGAAUAUCAUUGUUUUGAGAGCCAUAUCUCGUAUAGAAAGAUUAGUUGAAUCAAUAAGUAUUGAACUCCUUUACUAAUGAUUGCAUUCAGACGUUGAAUUGAUUGUCUUAAACAUUCAUGAAAUGAACAAGUGAUAUUGACUUUCGGUGCCCAUUGAAUGAAUUAGACCAUCAAUAGUAACUACCAUGGCAGCAUUGUUCAUCAGCUGAUUAAAUCUAGGUUUCCAUGUAAACUAAUACAAUCAUUUUUCUGAAAUUGUCCCAGGUUUUUGCUAAACUAUAGAUUUACCUUGCUAGGUUAAAUGUUGAGACCAUUCAAAUUCACAAUUAGUAUGAUCACCACAAACAUUUAUUAUUUUAAUUGUUUAUUUUGUCAUUAAAAUGUAUUAUCUGUAACAAAAAUUAAAAUGGGUCUCUAUAAAGGUAUGAACUAACUUUGUUCAAAGUAAAAGAAACAUUGCUUGUGGUAGAUCAAUGAGAUGUAUACCACCUAAAUAAGAUAAUGGUCAUUAAACUAUCUGAAAAGGAGACAAAUAAUGAAAGCUUGCCAUACAUCAUGACUACGAGCAGCCAGCAGACAAACCACGUAGAUGGCUCAUUGCUGUGAUCUGUAGCAGCUGAUUCAGUGAUUUUAAUGGACAAAAUUACUUAAUACCUUAAAAGAGAAAUUUUAUAUCACAGAUGACAAUUACAAACUGGAUGUAAUAAAACUAUCAUUAUAAUUGUUGAUGCUCAUUGCCUUGAUUUUGAAAACAGAAAAUAUGGAUAUUGCUCUUAAGAGCAAUACCCCCAAAAUCUGGAGUGCACUUUCAAGAAUUAGAGUAACUAAUAUAUGAAAUUGGAUGGCAAAACGUAGUAUAUAGAAGGAACAGACUAUUUUUUUGUAAUAUUUACUUUGUUUGCCUGAAACAAUGUUGGUCAAACCUUGAUUUAAAAACUGCAGUUGUAUCACCUUUGAAAACUUUUGGAUAUUAUAUAAUCAUAAAAAUGCUAGUUUACAUAAAAAUGAAAUGAGAAGUGUUGGGAAUAUAUUAUGGGGGUGGUAAUCUCCUCAUUAACUGAAUAAUUACUUCUGCCAAAAGCCCAUAUAAACAGUGUGAACCAAGCACUCUUAUUGGAUUUUGAAAAUAGAUAAUUGUUUUACAAGAUACUUGUUAACACACUGAUAUUCCAUAUGAAGUACUACAUUACAUUUAUAAAGUUGAAAUUAGUAUGCAUAAAUUGGUUAAAUAGCGUAAAAUUUGAUUGGAUUCCUUUCUUGAAAUUUAUUAUUUCCAUUCCGUCAUUGUCUUAAUACACCUUGUAGUGUGUUUUAGUAUGGCUUCUUUAUGUUGAUAGUCAGAUUUGGGAAAUGAAGGUAUCUUGUGUAACAUCUAUUUUAUUUUUUUCUUUUGAAAAACAAAAUGUAAGCUUAUUGGUAGCAAGGUGUAGAUUUCUUUCAUAUUUGAAUUUUACAAAAUUGCAUUCUAACCAAAGCUAUGGAGAUAUUGUUCAUCGUUUACAUUUAUAGCUAUACAUUAUUAUAAUGCAUACAAGAAAAUACUUGUGAUUUAUAUUGCAAAGAAAUACUAUUAAGAUAGGAUGGGGAUUAAAAAAAUUGGGUGAGGAUUUGAUAGGCAUUUGUUUAUAUCUACAUAAAAUCAAGAAGAUUUAAUAAGAAAAAAAUAUUGAAUGGUUUGUAUGAAAUAAAUAUUCAAAAAGCAUUGUUAUUUACACUGUAUAUAUUAGGUUAUGUGUUCCAACCAAAAUUUGCACACAGCAAGAUGCUUUUUAGUAUAAGAUGAAACAAAAAUGCUGUGCAUUGUUGGAAAUCUAUGUAAUCGUACUUCUAAGGUUGUUUUAAAAGAAUACAAGAUGCUGAAAUGCUCUGGUUUUCAAAAAAUCAGGUCAUUUUAUUCUUUUUAUUUUAUCUUUUCUUUUAUAAAGACAUGCAAAGGAUGGAGUGUACAUCCAGUGUGUCUUUUGUAGAUUUACAAGAAAAUACAAAAGUACGGACUAUAAGAAAUGAAUGUGAUGCACCCAUAUGGUAUCUGCACAUUUACAGGAUUCUUGACAUAAUGUACAUAAUCAACUCAGACUAAUUUUCUAUUAUCUGCCCUAGGAGAUUUAGUUUGCACUUGUGCAAUAAAACGGCUUUAUUUCCUACCUCUGGAAUUACCGAUUUGCUCAUUUAUUACACUAUCUUGGUUUAUUGAAUUCAGUGUGGAUGUGUGUUGUGGAUGUAUGUCAUUGAGGAAGUGAUGAAAGGCAACGUCACAGUCAGAAUGGCCUGAAUUCACAAAGGUAGUUUUGAAAAGCAUUGGUUGAACCAAAGGCAGAUUUCCUGUUAAAUUAUGCUUUAGUCACAGUGCACGAAAUUGACGCCUGUUGCCAUGGUUAAGCGCGCUAUUUUAUUUGUUAAUCCACUGUUUGAAUGGACUCAUUAUUUCAAAAACAGUGGACUCAUUAACAAAAUAGCAUGGAUAAACACGAAAACAGGCGUCAAUUUAGUGCAAUGUGACAAAAGCAUGCAUCAGAAUUGGACAUCUUUUUAUGUAGGAAAUCUGCAUUAAUCAUGGGUUCAACCGACACUU
Molecule: messenger RNA, 10141 nt
Organism: Lytechinus variegatus (green sea urchin)
Lineage: Eukaryota; Metazoa; Echinodermata; Echinoidea; Temnopleuroida; Toxopneustidae
Product: regulator of G-protein signaling 7-like
Exons: 16
Coding region: 918-2420 (500 amino acids)
Biological process (GO): G protein-coupled receptor signaling pathway; intracellular signal transduction; regulation of G protein-coupled receptor signaling pathway
Source: RefSeq, a predicted model, not a curated record